Molecule: messenger RNA, 2330 nt
Organism: Meira miltonrushii
Lineage: Eukaryota; Fungi; Basidiomycota; Exobasidiomycetes; Exobasidiales; Brachybasidiaceae
Exons: 2
Coding region: 90-1994 (634 amino acids)
Biological process (GO): endoplasmic reticulum unfolded protein response; retrograde protein transport, ER to cytosol
Cellular component (GO): endoplasmic reticulum lumen
Source: RefSeq, a predicted model, not a curated record
AGCAGUAGCAGCAGCUGAUGGCGUGGAAGGUUAUUGAUGCAACUUAUAUCCGAACGCUGACAAGGGAGAAAGAAGUGUUGGUGAUGAGAAUGGCAUUCAGGGCUGAGCUGAGUAUGAUAGUAUGGCUUUGGUUUGCUUUGCUGAUCACUCAAACCUUCUCUGCUCGAUUGGCCAAACCAGGAUCUACACAUCCUUCUUUUCCAUUGGACGCUUUUGCUUCUCCGGCAUUUAAGGUGAUUUAUUUGGAUAAUGAGCCAAUUGGCAAUCAAACGGCAAAGAAUAUCUUACGGUCCAGUAAGCAAUUCACAUCAAACAAGGGAGAUAAUGUAGGAUUAACGCAAUACGCAACGCAUGGAGAAAGUGCUGAUCAUGAUGGUCAGAAUCCAAUCUACUAUGACGGAUUACCAUUUCAAGCAUAUUUGCACAGAUCUUCGCCAGACACACUUCAUGUCUGCACUCUAGCAAAAUCUACAAAACACAAACAACCUCUGCAGCUGGACGAUGAAGAAAUGCAGGAAUAUCGUUCAAACGUUCUCAGAAGUGCAUUACGUCUAUUAGCACCAUUGCGGGAAAAGUGCAUUUAUCAUCAUCAAGAUUGGUUUUCGUAUAGUGUAUGCUAUGGUGAUUCUAUCAGACAAUUCCACCCAAUCCCUGGAACUGUAGGACCUGGCAAAGUUCCUACUAUGGAUGCCUCGCAAGAUAGCUUUGUUUUAGGACGUUGGAGAGAUGGAAUUGAAAGCGUACGCGGAGAAGCAAGCGAUAGCACGAGUGCUACGAUCGGAGAUUCUAUCAAUGAGAAACUUUUGGAGGAAAGCGGAAUCGAGCAAGGAUCAGAAUUGAUGGAAUUGGUGCACUUUUCCUCCAUAGAGGACGAGAGCGCACCUGUGCGUGCAAGAUUACAAGAAGGCAGUCCGAUCGAAGGCAAAGGUCGCUAUAUCUCUCAAAGCUGGACAGAUGGAACGUUGUGCGACCUUAAUCACGAACCACGAACGACUGAGGUGCAGUAUCAUUGUGCCAAAACACCACCAAUCGAUCGGAUCUCAUUAAUCAAAGAAGUGACUACGUGUAAUUAUGUGAUCGUGGUAGAAACACCUCGCCUUUGCUCAGAACCGGCUUUGGCCCAAACAGAAGAUGAAGUUCGAGAAGUACAUUGUCGGCCAAUCCUCUCAGAUGCAGAACUACAUGAAAGAUUCGUUCAAAAUGCAAAAGAAGCACAUGCUAGUCUCUUGGAAGGCGUCAAAGAGGAAGAGGGAGAGGACGAGCAAGACAUUCCAUCGGCUGAAGAUGAGGAAACGACGCAAGCUGAUGAUGAAAAGGUUGCAAAGCGAUCAGGCCCAAAAGAGCAGAACGCGGGAGCAGAUAUUGACGCAGCCGCUACAUCUCUUCAAGAACAACUUGCCAAGAUCAUGGAAAAGAUUUCAGCUAUUAGCAAAGAAAAGCAGGGCGAUGGACCGGUAGUGCAGGAUAUAGAAUUGGUUGUUGGAAUGGACGAGAAUGGAGAAGUGAUUGUUGACCCGCACCGUGAAGGGUUCGGAGCCUUGUCGGAGAAAUUCCUCAAAGCCACCAAAGAAAAGGAAGAAAGUAGCGAAGAGGAAGAUUCAAAACAUCCAAAAGGUCCUGUCUCCGAUCAAUGGACAAAGAUUCUGGAGAGAGUACGAGAGUUGCAGGGCAAUGCAAUCGGCUCAGAUGGAGUCAUGUACCAAUUCAAGCCUGAUGACGCCUUGAAUGCGGAUCAGGUCAAUGAUCAAGGCCAUGCAGGCCAUGCAGAAACAGGUACUGCAAAUCAAGGCCAACAAGGUGCUAAACGACCGCAUUCCCAGCCGCAACGAGGAAACAUGAUGGUACGUGAGCCAGAAACGUUUGCACAAAGAGUUGAUCGGAUCUACAAAGCUGAAGAAGAGAGAGCAAGACGUAAAGCCAAAGCCCAAAGCGAAGAUGAAUCAGCCGAACAAGAAGAGGCAAAACAGCCAAAGAGUCGGCAUGAUGAGCUGUAAAAUUAUCGUGAUGUUACCUAUACCUUUUUUAUGCUAAUGUCUCUUUCAAUUGUAUUCUAUCCACAUCCUAUCUGUCAUCAUGAGUGAGAUUGAAGGUAAAAUUCAGAAUGCUAGAAAUACUCGUGUGCGUGUGAUAAUUGAUCAUAUACGAAUCCUGGAAUACCUUCUAUGUGCGGCCAAUUGACAUCCACAAAGUAGGAUAAAGCCAGCGUAAACGAGUGCUGCAACGUAUAGUGUAGAUCCUACUGCUCCUCCAUCUUUUGGGUCUUCUGUAGAUCCCAUCAAUGCUUCCCAAUUAUGUGUGAAUCCAUAUCCCAUCACGCUCAAUAUCAGUAC